Schistocerca americana (American grasshopper) is the source of this 1863-nucleotide messenger RNA. Its product is annotated as casein kinase II subunit beta-like. The record is from RefSeq and is a predicted model, not a curated record. Gene Ontology annotation, cellular component: protein kinase CK2 complex; cytoplasm. Bases 283 to 990 code for a protein of 235 amino acids. NCBI's taxonomy places the organism in Eukaryota, Metazoa, Arthropoda, Insecta, Orthoptera, Acrididae. The transcript has 7 exons. Gene Ontology annotation, molecular function: protein kinase regulator activity.
AUUUCACUAUCCAGACGCCUGUGCGGAAAACGUGCUGAAGAGAUCGACAUUCGACAGAGAGGGAAGAAGUUCGAGCUGUAUUGGCGUCUGCGUGACGUACGGACGAACUGGGAGUUUCAAGUUUGUAGUGAAGCUGGUUAAGUUAGAAAAUGCAGUACACGUACGCGAAUUAGUUACCAGGAGUGUGCAGUACUAUUCGACUCACCAGAUCAAAGAAUCUGAGUUGUUGCCCGUUAUCAGGCCAUUGUCACAGGAGCAAGAAAUUAAAAAAAAAAGUAAUUUAUGUGUAUAGGACGUCGUACAACAGAUCCGUCAGGAAGGACAAUGAGCAGCUCGGAGGAGGUUUCUUGGAUAUCAUGGUUUUGCGGGCUUAGAGGAAAUGAGUUCUUCUGUGAGGUUGAUGAAGACUACAUUCAGGAUAAGUUCAAUCUUACCGGAUUGAAUGAACAAGUUCCACACUAUCGUCAGGCACUUGACAUGAUUUUGGAUCUUGAACCUGAUGAUGAACUGGAGGACAAUCCAAACCAAUCUGAUCUUAUUGAGCAAGCAGCUGAAAUGUUGUACGGUCUCAUCCAUGCUAGAUACAUUCUUACAAAUCGAGGAAUAGGUCAAAUGAUAGAAAAAUACCAAUCUGGUGACUUUGGCCAUUGCCCAAGAGUUUAUUGUGAAAGCCAGCCAAUGUUGCCAAUAGGUUUAUCAGACAUCCCAGGUGAAUCCAUGGUGAAGACAUAUUGUCCAAAGUGUAUGGAUGUUUAUACACCAAAAUCUUCACGACACCACCAUACUGAUGGGGCAUAUUUUGGUACAGGUUUUCCACAGAUGUUGUUUAUGGUGCAUCCAGAAUACCGUCCAAAGCGACCAGCUAACCAGUUUGUACCUCGGCUAUAUGGAUUCAAAAUACACCCACUUGCAUACCAGAUACAACAGCAGGUAGCAACAACUUUCAAAGCACCUCCACGCCCUGUAACAUAUAACAAUGGAAAGCGCUAGACUGUAGUGCAGUAUAUCUUGUCUCUUCUGUGGAUCUGUUUACUUGAGUUCUAAAUUGUUCCUCUAUUAGUUUAAAUAUCUCUGUAAUACUUUGUCUCUCUGUUAUCUGUUGUAUUAAGAAACUGGAAAAAAAAUUGUAAAGCUGUGUGUUAUUACCCCCUUCCAUGUGGAGUUUAAUGUAUCAGACUAAUUAAAAAUAGGCAGUCUUCUUGCAUUUCCCGGGUUCCUAUACCAGGAUACAGAGGAUAGGGGGGAAAAAAGGGAAACUUUUUUCAUUGCUACUUGUUCAGAUUUGUACUCAUUCUUGUUACAUUUAGCGGCACUUCUCUUUCUAAACAUUGAUGAUGAUUACAGCAAAAUAGAACAAUAAGGAUGGAAGAAAUUUUUCCUGUGUCUUGCAGUUUGUAAAACUGUUGUAUUUAGGUUUAAAACCAGACUUAAUCCAUAUCUGUGCACAAUAUGAAAUAUUGUACUGUAAGGGAAAAAAGUGUAAGGAUACUCCACAAUGUAUCCCAGAUGUUACAGUAGUUAUUUCUUUGUGUAAUGGCUCCAUUCAUAACAUCCAAAUGUUUAUUAUAGUGAGAUAGUUGUCAUUUUCAUAGUGGUCAGUGAUCUCAUGUUAGACAGUACAAAUAAAUGGUGUAGAACAACUGAGAAUUCAUGGAGAAAGGUGUUUAAAUGCAAACUUGUUCAUAAACUGUGUGUUUUGUGUUGCACUUGUCCUUUUAUUUAGAUAUAAAAGUUGUUCUUUUAUUGAUAAAAAAUUUAUAUUAUCUGCUUGUGUUUGAAAUAUUAAGUGUUAUCUUGCAUGAAUGUUAAUGUGAUAAAAGAGAAAAACAAAUAAUUGUUUUAAUAAAUUUUUUUUACAAUUAA